Messenger RNA from Trypanosoma cruzi, 1650 nucleotides. RefSeq lists its product as uncharacterized. The transcript has a single exon. The record is from RefSeq and is a predicted model, not a curated record. Lineage: Eukaryota; Euglenozoa; Kinetoplastea; Trypanosomatida; Trypanosomatidae. The annotation marks the transcript as partial.
GGGGGAAGUUGGCACGCUUAGAAUGGUCCCUCUUGAGGAGAUACGUCGGGGAUAUGAGAUCCUUACGAGGCUCCCAAAGCGCCGUAAAGAAUUUGUAGACAUGCAAUACAAUAAGUUAAAAGAGAAUGGGGGAAUUCAACUUGCAUUGAACUUACAGAGAGAAUACAUGGAUGAGCUUCGUGGACGAAUUGAACUCGCUGUUGCCCUGCAGGAUGGCAGAGUGGCCAUUGAUGCUAUCGAAACGCUUUUUACCGUUUACGAAAUUACACAACGUCUUGGUUGUGAGGAAGAAAUUGAAAGGGUUCGUGCGGACCUGACCCGUGACGUCUGUACGGCCAUUUCCGCCUUUUGUUCAAGCUAUGACUUCACGGCAGGGUGCACUCUGUACGAAAAGCUCAUUGCCAUGAUGCCAUGGUCAAAACACCCCGCUUUCACUGCUACGGAUUCCAGCAGUGCCCACCACGAAAUUAAAAGCGACAGGCAUGAGGCGACUGCCAUGGAGAUUGCUGAGAGACUGCGCCUCCUUACCGCUCUCGCGAAUUGUGUGGGCAUGGACGUUGCGCAUUUCAUCUAUGUGCGGGACGCCGUAGUCGAGCUUUUUUCCAAUACAGAUGUGGGGUACUUGCCUGCUACACGGAAAAUCUCACAGGAGAACCUUUGUGCCGUUCUUCGUGCAUUGUCGCGUGUCACACUUGAUCCACAGGCGAGGAUGAGUGCAAGCCAGUCAUUUUUUUGCGCCAUACAACAAAACUCACAGGCGGAUGUCUUUCUUGCGCCCGAAGUCACAGAGGCGCUGCUACAAGUGGCCAGUGCGGCACGGGAUGGAAAUGUGGCGUUGCUCCUUUACAACCAGUUGACGGCACCCAGAGUUCAUCGUGAGGAUGCUCCGGCAAAUAUCAUUGCCAUUCUUUUAGCCGAGAAUGACGCGCUGGACGAUUUCACACGAUUUUUGAGUUUUGUGGGCCUGCGCCGGCGGGUUAUGGCUUCCUCUGCGGUGCAAUUACUUGCGGCGAAACUUCUGCUUCAGCGUAAACCUUCCAAUGUUUUGUACACCGUUUUGGAAAUGAUUGAGGAGAAGCACGAGGUGGAACCGCAGCGAACUUUUUUUCUUCGCCUCCUUGUGUUUUACCGUGACCUGCAGCGACAGACGCCUAUGGAAGGGUCUUCUGUGGCUAUUCCGCGCUUGCAUGAACAUGCACUAGUAAUUCUUGAGGAAUGGCGAGAGACGUUGCGUCGCUCCGGUGUGAGGACUGUUGCCCUCACUACACUUCAACUUCUUCAACAAAUCCGCCAGCAUCUUGUGGGUAUGGUGGCAUUGCGAGAGGACGCAUCGGAGGGGGGGAUGGAGGCGGUGUCAUCAAUAUUGACUUGCAUUGAGGGGAUGUUGUUGGAUUUUUCGCUGGGUUGGCUGAAUCACUGCGCUGCGGCUUCCCGCACGCCGCAGUAUCAUGUCACGGGUGCGGAGCUGCGUCGUUGGGGAUUUGGGAAGACGAAUGAAACCAACGACACGUGUCGCUCCGGCGUCGUUGUAAAGACACUAAGCCAUGCCGUGAUGUGGCCAGGGACCAUCGCGACACUUCCUGUUGAGGGGCGCCGGGUGUUGCUACGAAAGGCGUAUGAUGUCUUGUACUCUGCAACAAAAGCGGGGGG